ACACACAUUUUAACGCGAGCGUGCACUCGAGUGAAGUGUGCGGCGUCCUGCAGAGGAGGAGGAGGAGGAGGAGAGACAGACUGCGAGCACCGAGUGCACCGAGGGUUAGAGGUUAGACAGGCUUCGAUCUGUCGGUAAGAAACGUGGGGGGAAAGUCGGAGAGAGCUCAGGCUCCCGGGGGCAGAAGCAGACGUCCGAUGAGAGGCUGCGCUGCGGCCUCGCCUGCGCUCCCGGCCCGCAGCGGUGACGACAACCAAGGGGCCUCCGCCUGAACAGUGAGGAGGCUGAAGACGAGACAGACAGACAGAGAGAGAGGGGAGAGUUGGGGCAGCAAAGGGUAAAAAAGGAGAAGAAGAAGAGAGAACGAGAUCUGGAGCGGAGCUUGUGAUGGAGACCCUGCCCGUCUACCACGGACCCAUCGGCAAAGAGGAGGGGGAGAGGCGGCUGGCGCAGGACGGCCGGGACGGCUGCUACCUGGUGCGCAACAGUGACUCCGUGCCGGGCGUCUUCUGCCUGUGUGUGCUGUGCCACGGAUACGUCUACACGUACAGACUCCACAGGGAUGACGCGGGCUCGUGGGCCGCAGAGACCAGCCCCGGGGUGCAGAAGCGGUAUUUCCGUCGAAUCAAGAACCUGAUAGCCGCAUUCAAGAAGCCCGCACAGGGCAUCGCCAUGCCCCUGCUGUACCCCGUCACCGCGCGGUGAUCGGCGGCCCGUCGCCGACGACACCCGGCGGCCCGUCGCCGACGACACCCGCUCGGGGACAGAGGUGCAGGAACCGGAAGGAGGUGCAGCGAGCUUUUGCUCAACCCGAGCUAACCACUGACCUUAUUAUGAACAAAAAUAAAUACUGUAUUGGCCGGAUGCCUAUUGUUACAUUAUGCUGUGUGUGUGUCAUUUAAAUGGCAUUUGUUUUUUUCCCCCUUUCUAUAAUGAAGCAGCUCAAUCCAGGUCACCCAGGCUCCAGCAGAGACUCACUUCUUAUAGUCCCAAUCUGUUUUUUUUUUCUUUUUUCUUUUUUCUUUCUGCAUAUGCGGCACAGAACGUGCCUCAUAACUUCCAGGGAUGUGACGUCAAAUAUUCAACUGCUCAAACAUUAAUAUCCAUUACUGCGUGCUCGAGUUGACGUCGGUAUAUUGUGCUCCGGUUCCCUUAAUGCAAUUCGGUUUGUGCGCCAGGGAAAGAAAAUAAAUGAUAUUGGUUGAAAUAAA
Molecule: messenger RNA, 1211 nt
Organism: Scophthalmus maximus (turbot)
Lineage: Eukaryota; Metazoa; Chordata; Actinopteri; Pleuronectiformes; Scophthalmidae
Product: SH2 domain-containing protein 1A-like
Exons: 3
Coding region: 388-705 (105 amino acids)
Source: RefSeq, a predicted model, not a curated record